UUCUUUCUAUUUAGCACCAACAACGUCUUCAACAGAUGAAUCAUAUUCUUAUGAUGAAGAUUAUUACACAGAUUAUGAUGAGCAAUUUAGAGAUCCACCUCCAUCUCCAAAUCAAAUGGAUAAUACGUUGGAGGACAAUAAUGCACCAAAACAAAAUAAUGAAGUUGUGGAGAAUAAGAAACCAGAACAAUCAAAACAUAAGGAGGUAGCGAGUAUGGGUCAUGCCGUAGAUGAGGAUGAGAGUUCAGGAGGUCACUUCAUGGCAUAUUUCCUUGUCUUUAUUGUACUCUCUAUUGCUGGCUAUAUUGUAUUCCAUAAUAAACAAAAGUUUAAGGGAAGAAGUCGGCAUAAUUAUAAGGAUAAUAUUUUUGCCAUUAUUAUAGAGGGUAAGUCUGGGAAAGGGGGUCGAAGACCUAACACUAAAGAUUACAAGCAGUUGAAGACCGAUGAUGUGAUGCCAUCACUCGAGAAAUCAGCGUACAGCAAGGACUAUGUUUUCUAACUUCCAUUGGCAGAAUAAACAAAAAUCUCCACAGAAAUCCAUCCUGAACAAUCAUUUCUCGUUUCUCAAACAGUUUUAUAUCAAGAAGACGUAAAAUAUUCUCAGUAUAUGAGCAUUCAUCACAUAUAGAGAUUUGUUGACCUGGUUUUUAUAUGUAUACGAUUUUAUACAAAUAGCACCUGUAUUAUUGGCUUUCAUGUAACCAGUAACAUUCAAGUAUCCAGUUUUCUGUAUAAAUUUGUGGGAAAGUUUCAAUUGGGACCUCUUAUAUAAUAGUAGUAAUAUACAAAUAGAUAUGCAUAUAUAUAAACAAAUAUGAAUAUAAUUGAUAAUGAUAUAAGGUUUCUUAACAUUCGUUUUAAACUUGCCAUUUAAAUGUCAUGUUAUAUAGUAGAUGUUUUUAUGAUGUUACUUCAUACCUUGUGCUGUUUAAUAGAAAGAUGUUCAGAUGAAGGAAAUUUAAAAUUAUGGUUUUUAGGUUUAUAUUGCCUGCACAGAUUGAUAAGAUAUGUUUUUUGUUACCAUUUAAUCUAUCACAUUGUACAAGCUAUCACUCUACAUGCAAUCUAUUUUAAGUGUGAUCAAUUUCCUGCAUUACGUGCUUUCAUUAAUAUUCAUUGUUUAGAAAACAGUCUUUACUUUUAGCAUACAAAGGACAGUAUUGUUUAAAAUUCUCAAUGUUGAUAAUUUAUUUUAUAGAAUAAAACAUACAAAUGGUGAAUAAUGAAUAGUGAAUAGGUACAGAAAAGUUAGUUCAGUGUGUUUAAAGUAUGUCAUUAUUGUUCUGCCCUUAAUAAGCAGGUUAAUGAUUAUUUUGUGCCAUUUCUUUCUACUAGAUUGUUAAACUGUACAGUAGAAGCAUUAAACUGUCAUUGGAGCAUAAUAUUAAAAGUAAAUAUUGUAUUGGCUGUUUCAUAUAUGCAAUCAUCUAGCUUUUUCAUUGUUUUUAGCAUUCUGUGAUAAAUUAUGAUCUUUGUUUAAUUCCAUAUUGUAUUCUGUAGAAUUAUAAAUAUUUAUAAGUCAAUUAUUUCACCUUUAACCUGCUGUAGUGAGGGACUCAACUGACGUUUUUUUUUGAUGCAAUAGGAUUGGAAAUAUUUGCAAUAUUCAUUUGAGGUUUAAUUUCUGUUUACUAUAACUUGAGUGCUAAAUUUCAGAUCUCACUCCUUAACCUCAGAAUGAUCAAUUUUACUGUGCAAAAUGACCAAAUAAAUAAAAAAAAUGAGCCACGUCAUGACAAAACCAACGUAAUGCGUUUGCGACCAGCAUGGAUCCAGACCAGCCUAAGCAUCCGCACAGUCUGAUCAGGAUCCAUGCUGUUGGCUUACAAAACCCUAUAACAAGUAGAGAAACUGAUAGCAAACAGCAAGGAUUCUGAACAGACUGUGCGGAUGCGUAGGCUUGUCUGGAUCCAUGCUGGUUGCAAACCAAUUAUGUUGGUUUUGUCGUGACACAGCUCAUAUGUUAAAAUGCUUUUAACUCGAAUCUUGCUAAGAAUUGCACUAAAUGUUGAUUUUCAAUUUAAUUCUUAUUACAUUUCUUUAUUACCUUUUGCAUGGCACUAAUUGGUCUAUGUAAAAAUGUCAUAUUUUAUAUUUUUAGCUCGACUAUUCGAUAAGAAUAAGUAGAGCUAUUGUAGUCACCCGAGCGUCGGCGUCGGCGAACCCACUUAUGUUAAAGUUUUUGUAAUAGUUCAAAUAUUUUCAAAGUCCAUUGACAUAUGGCUUUGAAACUUUGCACACUUGUUCACAAUCAUGACCCCAACCUGUAGACAGGAGGAGGUAACUCUAUCAAGCAUUUUUAUACGCCCGUUUGAAAAACGGGACGUAUUAUGGGAACGCCCCUGGCGGGCGGGCGGUCGGGCGGCGUCCAAUUUUGUCCGGAGCAUAUCUCCUACAUGUAUGGAGGGAUUUUAAUGAAACUUCAUAGAAAUGUUCACCACUAUGAGGAGCAGUGUCGCACACAUGAACCAGGUCUCUAGGUCAAAGGUCAAGGUCACACUUAGAGGUCAUUGAAAAAUGCUUGUCCGGAGCAAAACUUCCACAUGUAUAGAGGGAUUUCAAUAUUACUUGGCACAAAUGUUCACCAUUGUGAGGCGGAGUGUCGCGUGCAAGAUUCAGGUCCUUGCGGCCAAGGUCAAGGUCACACAUAGAGGUCAAAGUUCAGAUAAAAAUAUGAAGAUGUGUAUAUGGACCAUUUAGUCAUCAUUUAUUGAGGGAUUGUAACACAAAUGGUCAUUAUCAAGACUAUGGCUGUGAUACAUAUAAUUUAGGUCAAUAUAUACAAGGUCAAGGUCACUAUAGAUGAUGAAAUAUCCAGAUUUUGUAAAUAGAAUUUAAUCAAAGGGCAACAACAAAGUUAUUACUUUGUUCAUAAAUGACUUACACAAUUACUCCCCUUGAUCUACUUUCACUUUCAAUUCUAAAAAUAGAAUUUAAUCAAAGGGCAUAAAAUAAUCCUCUUUUCUUGGACUUGAGUAUGUUCUAAAGAAUGUAACAUUUAUUUACACAUGUUUCAUUCAUUGGUCAAGAUUCUUAACUGUGAUAACUAUGGUGUUCUGUAGCCUUGGUAUUUGUUCAGAAAGAUCAUACAGUAAUUACCUUAUCAAAUGUAAAUACUUUCUCAUAGAAAUUUAAUUAUAUUUUAAUUUUCAAGUAAAUAUCAGUUCAGCUCAUUCAAAGAUUAAGAAUUGUAAUGAAAUGUAUUUCCCUAGAAUAAAAUCUUAAAUCAGAAUUUUUUAGUUAUUAAAUUACAAUUACAUGUACUUUUUAUCUUCCCUACUGAUUUGUUUUAAGGUUCAUUUAACAACACAGUGCCAAGGAUAAAAACUUGCUUGCUAGAUAACACUUAUCCAUAAUGCCCCCAUCUGCAUCUAAAGCUUUCGUAAACGGGCGUAUUUUGUGACUAUGGCACCCUUGUUCAACUUAGAAUUUAUGUUAAAGUUUUUGUAAUACCUCAAAUAUUUUCAAAGUCCAUUGACAUAUGGCUUUGAAACUUUGCACACUUGUUCACCAUCAUGACACCAACCUGUAGACAGGAGGAGGUAACUGUAUCAAGCAUUUUGACAGAAUUAUGCCCCUUUUUCGACUUAGAAUUUACGUUAAAGUUUUUGUAAUAGUUCAAAUAUUUUCAAAGUCCAUUGACAUAUGGCUUUGAAACUUUGCACACUUGUUCACCAUCAUGACCCCAACCUGUAAACAGGAGUAGGUAAAUGUAUCAAGCAUUAUUUUUUACUAUCAAGCACUAGAAUAGUCGAGCGUUGCUGUCCUACCGACAGCUCUUGUUGGGCAUUCUAAUCUGAAUGGAGUUCCUUAAAGAUAUGGUUUUUAACAACAUUUAGGAUGGCCAUGUGUAUAUACUAAUAUUGGAUAUGAUAUGUAGGUGUUGACCACAUAUUACUUAUUUAUUGUUUACACAUAUGAGCCAGCAGUGUCUGUAAUAAUUGCACAUUUGUGAAUUUAGAUUUUUUCUUGCAUAUUGUUUAUUGCUUUCAAACAUAAAGAUAACGACUUGAGACUUAAAAGUAAUUGUGAUUUUACAGAAUGACUGAGGAUAUUAUAAAUGAGAGAUUGUGAGUAAACAUGGUCUAUUUACUUUCAUAUAUGUAAAUAUUGUUGUGGCUUGAAAUGUUUACCUUGCAUGAUGUUAUCGUAUUAUUUGGGGAAGAUUUGUAUUCAAUGGUACUUGAAUGUCUUAUUUUGGCUGUUUUAGAUCACUAACUGUUGUUUAAUGACCUCCGAGGAUGACUAUCGAUAAUUCACUUACUACUCAAGCUGACCACAUGCCAAUGACAGAAGAUCUAUUGUAUUGAGUGGAAUGGGGUUAUUUGAGGCGAUAUGGUCACUGACUUGAAAUUACUUACACUUACCUAAUCAUUAAAUGAUUGAUCAAAAAUGUUCUGCAGAUGCCAGAAAUUGUUAUGUUGUAAUAUAUAACUUAAGUUACAGUAAACUUCAAAUUCAAGGGAAGUGUUCCAAGUUCGGCAUUGAACUUUUGUUUAUAUGUUUUUUUAUAGUUAUCAGCAAGUAUUUCAGGAUAAGUAAUAAAGUCAGUGUCAGCUUCUCUAUACUAAUUGUAGUAAAAUUUUGCAUUUAUAUUUCAAAAUAUAAAGUUCAAUAUUCAUAAUAGUCCUACUAGUGCAAUUUUUAUAUCACAUUGUAAUAUUAGUUCCUUUAAGGAUUUAUGGUUUGAACAAAUGAUUUAUAACAAAGCUAAAUUUGUGAUUAUGACAUAUGCGGCAAAGUGUCAUAUUCGACAAACUGUUGUAUUUGACGAGAUGUCUUUCGACAAAAUGUUGUGCACCAAGUAAAGUGGAAGAGUAACUGAUUAGUAAAUUAUGUUGUAACUGUCACUAUUUUGUUAUGAACAGAUAAAUGAAAGAUAACAUUUAUAGAGUGGAGGUGUCUUAUAACUUCCUAAAGUUUUUUUACAUGCUUACUGAUUUCACAACUUGUUUUGCUCAAUUGAUAAACAGUAUCACUGUUGUUUGUUGCACUAUUUUUGAUACAUGCAAAGUAUAUUUAAACAUUCUCAUCUUAAUUUUAUGUGUUUGUUUGUGUUUCUGAAUGUUGGAAAAUUGUAUGUUUUGUUUUUUAAUUAAGAUUAGAAGACACUUAAUCAGUGAUGAUAUUCUGAAAAUAUUUUAUCACAAAUGAAAAAUUGUUAAAAUGGUGUAAAGCUAUGUCUGGUGAAAUAUGCCAGAACAAUAUUUCUAAAAUCUUAAUUUUCUUCAUGGUCAUAUUUUGAGAUAGUUUCAGUUAAAUAUGUGGUCACAUCUCAAGAUAGUUUCA
Messenger RNA from Ruditapes philippinarum (Manila clam), 5292 nucleotides. RefSeq names its product trans-Golgi network integral membrane protein TGN38-like. The record is from RefSeq and is a predicted model, not a curated record. Lineage: Eukaryota; Metazoa; Mollusca; Bivalvia; Venerida; Veneridae. The coding region runs from base 116 to 502 and encodes 128 amino acids. The transcript has 7 exons.